UCGAACGAUGGUUCGAUUGCUCAGUCUCUCAAAAUUAUUUCUUUCUUCGUUGCGUGCGGUUGUGCUUCCCGUCGAUCGAAACAGUGAACAACGCGUUCGGGUGGUUCAUGGAAAUUUAAAGCGAAAUCGAUUGUUUUUGCGCGACACAAGCAAGUGUACCGUGUUUCGUAAUGUGAUCCUUGCAGUUUCACUCACAGCACCCGUCAGGAUACACUCUAAAAAGUCGGCCAACGUCAAGGCAGAAAACCACACAGCCAAAGUGUUUCCCCGUGUUGUAUCGUGCCGCUGGAAUCUCGAUUGUUGUGUGUCCUGACCCGUGAUAAUUGCGAUCAUUAUCAUCCCAAAUCAUCGUCAGCAGCUUCACCUGGUUACUGGCACGGCAGGAAAUGUGCGUUUUUUUGCAUCGUCUUCGCCAUUCAACUAUCAUUUAGCGGAGUGUAUGCGUGAGAAGCGCAGCGAAUAAUCAAGGUAGCCAAAGCGAAGAAGCGAGAAUUUGUUUUGAUGCGUUCACCUCCGUGGGAUGAACGCGAAUAGUGGCGGAUGCUGACGGAAGUGUUUCGUGGUGUGUGUGUAAACGCGGCCGCACGGUAAAGUGUUGUUUAUUAAAAGAGAUCAAUUUCAUCACAGGUCAGUGUUGGACGUGGUGGUUAAGAAGAUAAAGUGAACGAACGUAGUUUAUGCAACAAACAUAAUCACUGACACUGCUGCAACGCAUCAUCAAGUGCUGCUUAGUCGGAAAACAGAUUAGUUAAUUAGGGAUCGAACCACAACGGAAUGAAUUUAUCAGAUUCCAAAGCCAGUCAGCACGGUUAACACCAACCCCCCCUGUUUCUGUGCAGCAUCCAGCAAAGGAAGAGAAGGAAAAUCACGGCAACAACUAGCAGACCAUACUAUGGGGGGUUGUCAUAGCGUUGCAUCUUGAAGCAACAUCUGACAGGGCAACUCGAGGGCCAACCUUCUCCAUCGGGACAUGUAGAGCCAUCGAGACAUGAGCCGCAAUGCAGGACGAAACGACGCACCCCGGGCACUACAUCACAACCACCGCUGCAAAACGCAAGGAUCUCAACACAGUUUAGUUUAUUUUAAUUUGUCAUUACGUUAAGUGUCACGUUUUCCCUUCACGUGCUGCGUUUUAAUCUGUUCCGUGUGUUUGGUGUGUGUGUGUGCUAAUGUGAUGAACGGAACGAACUGAAUUUCCUUGAAGCCGUGAAAGAAAGCUUUCCGCCCCAAUCGAGUUAUUUAUAAAAGUGUUUGUGUCCGUGUGAUAAGUGGUGAAACAAAGUCGGAUUAGAGGGAAGUAAGUGGAAAACACGAAACGAAGCAAAAGAAGAGAGAAGGGCAAGAAAACCAAUAUGACGAUGAAGCUGUUUCGACGUGGAUCGCCACGAUGUAUUGGACUGCUGUCUGCGUUCGUGACGAUUCUGCUCUGUCUGUACUACAUCUCCAUGGGGCAACCGUCGCCGGCUGGAUCCGGCCCAUCUGCACCGACCGGGAUGGACGGCAAGGACGCAUCCGGCGCUGUACCGGUCGGUGCAGCCCACCAGAAACGAUCGAAUGGACACCAUACGGGGCCGAAUGCAAAUCACUCGUGGCACAGCUGGUUACGGAGCAGCCUGAACUCGAUCGGUGGCGGUGGUCCUGCGGCCGGCAAUCGACAGCAGCGCAUCGCCAAUCGUGUAGGUGAUAAUGUGCGAGGAGAUUCAGCCGAUACGGACGACAGUGGUGGAACCGAUGCAGACGAUGGUGGCGGCGGUGGUGGUGGUGGUAGUGAUACUGGACCCUUGCCCCGUUUCGGUAGCCGAUGGGACGAGUGCAACGCGCUGGAGGAAGCAUCGACCGAUAUCACCACCGUGGACGAGUAUGGAAAAUUCGAUUUUCAGCCCGAAUGGAUGAAAACGAAGGAAUACUGGGACAAGGAUUUCGAAACGCGCUAUGAAAAGCUGCAAAAGGACCCGAAAAGGCCACCGCUAAAGAUUGUGGUGGUGCCACAUUCCCACAACGAUCCGGGCUGGUUGAAAACGUUCGUCAACUACUUCCAGUCGGAUUCGCGCCAAAUUCUCAACCUCGCCGUCACCAAAAUGCCCGAGUACAGCAACAUGUCGUUCAUCUGGAGCGAAAUUAGCUUCCUGCAGCUAUGGUGGGAUCAGGCACAUCCGACCAAACAGCGGAUAUUAAAGAAAUUGGUUCAAUCGGGACGGCUAGAAAUCACGACCGGAGGUUGGGUUAUGACGGAUGAAGCCAAUGCACAUCUGUACGCGAUGGUUGAUCAACUAAUUGAAGGACACCAGUGGGUUAAGGCAAACCUCAACGUAACACCGAAAACGGGCUGGAGUAUUGAUCCGUUUGGACAUGGCAGUACCGUACCGUACCUGUUGGCAGCAUCCGGCUUUAAGGGUACGAUCAUUCAACGGAUUCAUUACGCCUGGAAGCAGUGGUUCGCCCGCCAUCGGUACGGUGAUUUCCUAUGGGCGCCAUAUUGGAAAAGUUCGUCCAACAGUGCGAGCGAUCAUACGAUGCUAACGCACAACAUGCCAUUCGACAUCUACUCGAUCAAGCAUUCGUGCGGACCGCAUCCAUUCAUCUGUCUGAACUUUGACUUCCGCAAAAUCCCUGGGGAAUACACGGAAUAUUCAAUCAAGGCACAGUUUAUCACACCGGAAAACAUCGAAGCUAAGGCGGAUCUGCUGAUGGAGCAGUAUUCCCGCACGGCCUCCCUAUUUCCACACAAUGUGGCACUCAUCCCGGUGGGAGACGACUUCCGGUACAACAAGGAGAAGGAAAUGGAGCAACAGUACACCAACUACAAGAAGCUGAUCGAUUACAUCAACGAACAUCGGCAGAAGUACAAUGCGGAAAUAAGCUUCGGCACACCGGUCGAUUACUUCAAUGCCAUUCGUGAACGGUACGAUCGGUUCCCGACACUCAAGGGUGACUUCUUCGUGUAUGCCGACAUUUUCAACGAGGGUCGGCCAGCGUACUGGUCCGGCUACUUCACAACGCGCCCUUAUUACAAGAUCCUCAGCCGCGAGCUCGAACACAAUCUGCGCAGUCUGGAGAUUCUGUUUACGAUCGCGUUCAACCGAGCGCGACAAACCAGCAGUUCGAAUGCGUUCAAAAUUUACGAAAAGAACUACGAAAAGAUGAUUCUGGCACGGCGCAAUCUUGGUCUGUUUCAGCAUCACGAUGCCAUUACCGGUACGUCGAAAGCGAACGUAAUGCGCGACUACGCCUUGCGGCUGUUCGAGAGCAUACAGGACACGGUAAAGCUGCAGGAGAAAACGAUCGAGCUGCUGGUACAGCGGAAACCGCUCGAUCAGCAGCACGGUUUCCUGAUCGGGGAGCUUGAGAGGGACAACUUCGGCAAGUUGCCACGCAAAACGCCCAUCAUCGUGACGGAGGGUCGCAGCACGGACUUUAUCGUGUACAACGCACUCGCCCAGGAACGGCUGGAGGUCGUCACGAUACGUACAUUAACGCCACGCGUGAAGAUUCUGGACGCGGGCGGCAAAACUGUCGACAUCCAGAUCAACCCGGUGUGGAACAUUACGGAGACGUCGUACACGUCGCGAAAGAUUGUACCCUCGGACAAGGAGUACGAGGUGAUGUUUGUCGCACGGUUGGCACCACUUUCGCUGACCACGUACACGGCCGCUUACGAUGAGGACGGUUACCAGGGCAAGAUGGCUACGCUGUACUGUACGGAGUGUCAGGACGAGAAGACGAAGGCGUUCGAGGUUCGCAGCAAACAGCCGGGUGACAUUCAGCUGGAGAACUAUAAAAUGCGCCUACUGUUUGACGAGCAGAGCGGAUUCCUGAAGUCAGUCACGAAGAAACAUAUGGGCAAACAAAUCCAGUGCGCUAUCAAGUUUGCGGCGUACAAGAGUGCUCAGUUCCAUUCUGGUGCGUAUCUCUUCAAAACCGAUCCGGAGCAGCGUAACUCCGAGAAGGACGUAUUGGAGCAGUACGGUGAUCUAACCAUUCUCAUCACAUCCGGCCCGCUGGCAAGUGAUGUGACUGCCAUUUAUGGACCGUUCCUAGCGCACACGGUGCGUAUCUACAACUCGAACAGUGUGCUCGACAGUGCGAUCUACAUCGAAAACGAUAUCGACUUCGAAGCACCACCAAAGAACCGAGAAACUGAGCUGUUUAUGCGAUUCGUGACGGAUAUUGAGAAUGGAGCGAGUGAAAAUCCGGAAUUUUACUCCGACCUGAACGGAUUCCAGUACCAGAAGCGUGUGAAAGUGUCAGCAAUCGGAGUGGAAGGAAACUAUUUCCCUAUUACCUCCGGGGCUUUCAUACAGGACGAUCGUAUGCGUCUAACGCUCCUAACAACGCAUGCGCAGGGUGCGGCAAGCUUAGAACCGGGCCAACUCGAGGUAAUGCUCGAUCGACGCACCCUGUAUGACGAUUAUCGGGGAAUGGGUGAAGGUGUCAUCGAUAGCCGCCUGACGAGGCAUCGGUUCUGGUUGACGCUGGAAACUAUCGAUACACCAACGGCAGCUCAACCGGAUCCUCCACCGGCAUCGAACGUUAACGAGGAACAGAAGCCAAAUGCCGAUCCUUACCAGCUGCCUAGCAUCUUUGCUAACGCGCUAGCAAACGGGCUGAACUAUCCAGCCAACUUGUUCAUCGUGGAGCGUUACGACGAAAGCAACCAGCUGGAGUUGAACCGAGCGGUGCGCCUUCUGCGGGUACAGUUCCCGUGCGAUCUGCACAUGCUCAAUCUGCGCACGCUCACCGAGAGCAACUUGCCACUGUUCCCGUCCAGCUCGUCGCUGCUGGUGUUACAACGGCAAGGUUACAGCUGUCGAAUAGGAGGUGACGAAAUGAUCGGUCACUUCUGCGGUAACGGUAGUAGUAGUAGCAGUAGUAGCGGUGGUGGUGGUGGUGCCGGUAGCAGUACCAGCAAUCCUGCCAAAAGCGCAUUCAUUGACGGUGGCGAUGGUAAUGAACUCGACCACCGUCAGACGGAAGUGCGAGAACUGCAACUUUUCCGACGGUUACGGAUCGAAACGAUCCAGGCAACCUCACUGACGGGGUUACAUCCGGGCGAGCGUAUCACCACAUUCACCGACAUCUAUCUCGAACCGAUGGAACUCAAAACAUACAAUCUUACGUUUGCGAAGUAGGGAAACCAGGGAUAGACCCCUCCGGGGGGCCCCCAAACGUUAACAAAAACGGGAUGGCCGAAUAUUAUGGACAUCCCAUCAAACUACUCAUUUCAAGCAUUCCACACCGUAAGGGAACUCCCAAAAAGGAAACCCUUUGGAACGAUCUUCAGCUUCAUCGAUCAGGACGAUACACAGCAACAGGAAAACCUCUUCUAAUACUGUCGUGUGUUUGUAUCCAUGUUCAAGUAGUCAACAUUUAAGAGAAGAGUAUGAAGUAAAAUAUUACCACAGAAGAUGGCACGCUGCCAUCUUGGAUGAAUCUCAAGACAACGAUGAUCCAUGUUUGACGGAUUGGAUGAAGCUCUCUAACAAAAUAUCCCACACACACAGUUUCUAUCUCACCCCGAAUUGUCCCUUAUCUCUCAAUGUUUCUCUUCCUAUCACGGAUGGCUAAUUUUACGCGAUCUUCUGUUGUGCGUUAUAAGUAAAACUCGCGUUGCUAGAAGGAAUACACACGCAACAGCAACAUCAACUCGAACACAUUACUAUUCUCUCUCAGACGCCUGUCCUCUGGCCUGUUGUUUAUCCUUUUAAGAAAACAAAAGACAAUGCCCUGUCGCGUAGAAAGGUAUGAUGUUAAAAGGGCAGCUCCAUAAGCUCCACUCUCGAUGGGGAACGGGGAGUUUAGUGUAAUUUAUGUAACGUUUAGGAUAGUAACGGAAAAGAGUGCGAGAGUGCGGCGCCAAUAGGGAUGAUGAAUGAUGAAGGUUACGCAGGAGGCAACUUAAAGGAUAGUAGGCAAGUUAUUCAAAUGAAAACAAACAAAAAACAGCAAACAACAACAAAAAACCCAAUCGUACACUAAUUAAAUGCACGUGGUAGACGUUAGACACAACAUACACUUAGUGAAUCAAAACAUUAUCGACUAAACAGUGGGUGUGGGAAUACUUUAGUAGGAAUUCAGAAAAGGGGAAAAAAGAUGCAAAACCUGGCAAGGGUAACAAAGUAACAGAGCGAAUGGGGGUUGGGGCCAGGAUGAUAGGGGACAUAUAGGAUGACAAGUAGGUGAAUAUGAUAGAAUAGAUGAAAUGUAAAUGGGCGUACAAUGGAACAGAUUCAGAGUUGCAGAGGAGAUGGAACUAACAUAGGCUAAUGCUAGAAUUAAUGCAUUCGUGCGCUGCCAAGACCAUUGGCCGAUUGGUAAAGCGUCCUUGAGCUGGUUUAUAGUUAUACAUCCUCAGUGUCCUAUGUUUUAAAUUUUCCACCACGACAUUGAGUGGGGAAUUAGUUUUUCAAUUUAAAAAGACGACCCCCGCAAUAACGUAAAACGCGCAUGGGAAGCCCCGUUACCUCUCUAAUCUGUUUUGUCCUCAUUCCAAAAAAAAACAAGGAGUAUAUAGAUCGUGUCACUAGUUCGAAUAGAUGAGUGCGCAUUUUCCUUUCUGCUGCUUUACACUAAUCAUUCAAACUGUACAAAAUGCUGGUACUGGUAGUAUUAUUGGCAAACCAACUUCACUGUAGCGUAGCGUGAUUGGACGCUUUGUUUCGCCGAUUAUAAUUUGUAUUCUUCCAUCGAGCUCACUAUUUUGUGCAAUGGAAAGCUGUGCUUUUUUUUCUCUCGUUAAAUUAUAUUUUUUUAAAUUAGAAAUGGAAUAAGUAGUUCUACGUUAAUCUCGAGCUUUGUUCCGUUUGAUGGUCGAUCUCGCGCACCACCUUCCUAUCAUUAUUACGUCCGUAAUUUGUUGAACUGGAUAAAAAAACAAAUUUAAACAAAAAGAAAACACUAUAGCGCAAUUGUUGUUACUCUCUUUACUAAAAAGCAUUAAUGAUUUCCACCUCGACAAGAGGAGAUAGUAUGGUAAAAAUGGCUAGGCUUAUGAAAUGACGAAGAUAUUGUACAUUUAGUAAAGGAAUAUGCACGUGUGCAUCAAUUACAGGUGCGGCUAGUGGUUUAUACCAGUAAAUGCUGAUAAAGCGCGAUCGUGUAGCUGGUGUGAAUGUGGCCACAGUUUGUAUAUGCCGGUUUGCCCGGGGGAAUACAAAACGAAUGCGAAAAGAGUUUCGUAAAUUUCAAACAAAACAAAAAACCUCAACCCUAACGGUAUGGCAAAAAUACACAUACACACACACACACAGGCACAGGUGCAUGUUCGUGACGUUUAUGACCAGGGGAAACAGGGAUCGCACACGUUUCGUUUCGACUCACCCCACAGAAAGUGAUCGGGAUAAAUUUUAUUCUAAGCUGUUCUCUACGCCUCCUGAUGCCACCUGGCAAAUGGCCACCGGUGGUUUGCCCGUGGGUAAGCUAACAAACCAAAUUAAGCGAGAAACGAUUGUGAAUACCAAUAAUAAAGUUAAUGAAGGGUCAAGAGAAUGGAAAACAUUAAAUGAUAUUUUAACAAG
This is a messenger RNA of Anopheles funestus (African malaria mosquito), 7514 nucleotides long. It is a transcript of the gene alpha-Man-IIb, whose product is annotated as alpha-mannosidase 2. Gene Ontology annotation, cellular component: Golgi membrane. Gene Ontology annotation, biological process: mannose metabolic process; protein deglycosylation; N-glycan processing. The record is from RefSeq and is a predicted model, not a curated record. The coding region runs from base 1353 to 5129 and encodes 1258 amino acids. Gene Ontology annotation, molecular function: alpha-mannosidase activity; carbohydrate binding. NCBI's taxonomy places the organism in Eukaryota, Metazoa, Arthropoda, Insecta, Diptera, Culicidae. The transcript is spliced from 8 exons.